CACGAUUUUCACUGCAAGCGAAGGCCUACAGAAAGAAAUAGAUACCCAAUUACACUUCCGGUGUAAACAAGGCUCGCCGUACAAGAGCGACCUAGCUGCCACUUAGCUGGAGCCGUGAAAGGACAAGCUCUGAAAUAUCAGACCUUCAGCAAAAAGUGUGCCAGAGAGAAAGAAAGCGUAACUUGGCUGACCAUGGCAGAUGAGAUGGACGAACCCAUUGAUCUACAAGGGGGAGAAGAGGAAGAGGAAGAUGAAUCUGAUGAAGAUGAGGAGCUUGAUUGGGUGGGCGAAGAAGAGGAAGAGGAGCAGUUGGAAGAUCAUGAGUUAUCCCCACCCAGUGAGGAUGCAUUUGAAAUGGACAUGCCAGCAGAACGCAGUGGCCAUAUAGCUGUGAUUGAUGAAAACUAUAUUUUUGUAUGGGGAGGAUAUAAGAACACCCAGACGACUGGCUUUUUUGACUUCUACCUGCCAAGGAAUGAAAUAUGGAUUUACAACACCGAGACCGGAAGAUGGAAGAAGCGGAUGACUGAAGGAGAUGUUCCCCCCUCCAUGUCGGGAAGCUGUGCCGUGUGUGUUGAGGGCGUCCUCUAUCUGUUUGGAGGUCACCACUCCCGGGGAAACACCAAUCGGUUCUACCGGCUCCCCUUGAGGACACCAGGGGCACUGCGAUGGGAGAAGAUGAGGGACCUGAAGGGGCUUUGCCCCUCCGCGAAGGACAAGCUGGGCUGCUGGGUGCAUAAGAACAGGCUGGUGUUCUUCGGAGGGUACGGCUAUGCUGCAGUCGGAGGUCACCUUGGAACCUUUGAAUAUGAUGAGACUUCAUUCUGGGCUAAUGGUGCUGGAAGGGGGUGGAACAAUCAUAUCCAUGUGCUGGACCUGGAGACUUUUGUCUGGACUCAACCAGUCAUAAAGGGAAACCACCCCUCUCCCAGGGCUGCCCAUGCCUGUGCUACCAUUGGAAACCGGGGCUACUUGUUUGGUGGUCGCUACAGGGAGUAUCGCCUGAAUGACCUGUACUACAUCAACAUGGAUACCUGGGAAUGGAAUGAAAUGAGUGUCCCUCAGUAUGGUCCAGUGGGCCGAUCCUGGCACUCCUUCAUCCCUGUGUCACCAGACCACAUCUUCCUGUUUGGAGGCUUCACAACAGACAAACAAACACUCAGUGAUGCUUGGCUCUACUGUGUGAGCAAGAACGAGUGGAAGCCAUUCAAGCACAGAAACACUGAAAACCCUAGGCUGUGGCACACAGCCUGCGCCGGGCCUGAGGGCGAGGUGUUCGUGUUUGGGGGCUGCGCCAACAACCUACUGUCCCACCAGAGGGCGGCUCACAGCAAUGAAAUACUGGUUUUCAGUGUGCAGCCCAAGUCCCUUUCACGGUUCUGCAUGGAGGCAGUGAUGCAGCACAGGGAGCAGCUAGCAGGGUCCUGGGACUCCCUGCCUAAACACUUACUGCAGAGCCUGGCCCAGAGGCUUGACGGCAUCAACACGCUGGGGUCCUAGACCUCCCCCCCCCCCCUCCCUGAAUGUGUGAGAGCGAAUGAGUGAGAGCAUUAGGUUGCCCUGGUACAGAGGCAUUUAUUGCAACCCCUCCUCCCCCCAGAGCUCAUAUGCGACUUCCUCGCUCAUUGAACGUUCCGGCACAUUCCCUCCUGCCCAAUGGGGUCAGAAUACCCAGAAUUUGAUGAAAAUAACUGUGUGUACUUGUUACUCAAUACCCGGUGAAUGUAAUGCAAGGUGCUGAUUAGCAGUUCGGGCCAGUCUGAGGGGGAAGUCGGACGACUGCAGACACUCUAUAGUACCAGUGUAGCCAAACUGUUUUCCGGCCAGUCCUUCCUUGGGUCUCUUGCAACUGUUGUGCUUGCCCAAUGCAGGAAGCCAACACUGUUUGCCUUUGUUAAAUGUCUAGUUUUAUCAAAUAUAUUAUAUAAAAUAAGCAUAUUUUUGUGUAGGUUUGUCAUGUGUAUAUUGCAAAUUGUUUAAAAAGUAUAUUUUACAAACAAAAAAAACAAAAAAAAGUUUCAGCACUGGUAGUGACAAUUUUGAUGUUCUGGAUUUGUCCCCGUCACCUUGUUUACAUUGUCUAGAGGAAAACCAAUGAGAUUUAACAGCUGUGCUAUUUGAAGGUUUUGCACGAAAGUAACUUCAAUUGAGUACGUCACACUACUCAGUUGUACAUUUUAUUUUUCAUCCACAUUUUCAGCUUUGUCCAAUUUGGUGUACCUUUUCCCCCUGCCAUUUAAAUCUUGAACAUAAAAUGUACAAUGUAAAAGGGGAUAGGGUUUCUUCAUAUUCUCUCAAAGAAAAGAUGCAAGUGUAAAAAUAAGUUUUUAGAUUUUGCUUAGGUGGGAGAUUGUAGAGAAAGGUCAACUGGAAAAGUGCCAGUAGUUGAAGGGAUUCUUGUAAUCAUCCAAGUUUCAGUUGUCUGCUAUAAAGCCUUCUGAAGGUAUAAUUUCAUAUUGGAUAUUAAAGGCAUCUGGAUCGACCGAGUGCAGCACAGCUCCCAUCAUGUCAACAACCCCGGUCUCUCCUCUAAAUUAUUUUCAAAAUUGGCAAAUUGUAGCAGUCCAAGGAUCUGUUCAGUGUUUCGUCCUUUCCUGCUUUCUUACAGGCAGUACAGCUCAUUUCUUCUUAGCUGCCAGCAGAUUGGGUGCUGAUACUUUCACUUUGCCAGGGAUGUUUCUUGAUAAAUCUGUGUCCUGAAAUAAUAAUAAAUAAAAUAAAAAAAUUA
Molecule: messenger RNA, 2728 nt
Organism: Conger conger (European conger)
Lineage: Eukaryota; Metazoa; Chordata; Actinopteri; Anguilliformes; Congridae
Gene: klhdc2
Product: kelch domain containing 2
Exons: 14
Coding region: 193-1500 (435 amino acids)
Molecular function (GO): protein binding
Source: RefSeq, a predicted model, not a curated record